AUGGCCAAGGAGGUGAAGACCCAGGAACCAAAGGUGGACGAUGGAGCUGGUGGUGGGAACAACGGGAAAAACAUCUUUAAUGGUGGUGGUGGAGACAAUGAUGGAGGGGAUGACGAUGACUACUUUGACAAUUUUGAUGGUGGAGAUGGCGAGGGAGACGAUGGCAACUUCUUCAGGACAGUCAUAGAGCAGUUGUACGACAGGAAGAGCAUCAACGCAGUGCUCCAGGAGUGGUUCAGGACUCUUGAGAGCUUGCCAGCAAUUCUUCGCGGCUCAGUAGAGAUGGGCCUGUUCAGCAGUGCUCAGCUAGUGCGCUUCUUGUCCAUGGACGUCCGGCCCAACGUUGCCCGUGCAGUGACCCGGUCACUCCCACCCCAGGUGGCACGCGACAUUGUGGGCCGCUUGAUGGCAGACCCCGCAUUCGUGCAGAAGAUGUGCAUCGAGCAGAUGCUGACGAUCGGCUGCAACGUCAGCUGGGAGUACCAGCAGAGGCGGGAACGCUUCUGGAAGGAGAUUGACUUUGUGGCCAUCAACACCCUCUCGCUCAUGGCAGCCACAGGAGGCCUCGUCUGGCUCAUGGCGCCUAACAGAGCCAGCGGCGUGCUCAAGGCGGGCUGGCAGAGGAAGUUGCACGAUCUCCCCAACCACAUCUUUGACGCCUCAUCGCCUGCCAGGCGGAUCACAGCUGGGCAGCGAGCGGGCAGCGUCGUCGCCAAGGUGUUCGAGCUGGGCGCCGUGGGCACACUUGCAGGCGCUGCCAUGUCAGGCUUUGGCCAGCUUGACGUGAUGGCGAGGAGGCACUGGGACCCGAGCUUCACCCCAUCAGUGCCCAUCCCAGAGCUGCGCACCAGCGCCACCGGCAUGGCGCUCACCAUGGGCGUCUUUGCGAAUGCGCGGUACCAGAUGCUGGGCGGCAUCGACAGAUACCUGUUCGACCACUCCAACUUCCUGCUCCCCUACCUGGGCAUGUCCACUGCCUUCCGCGCCGUCUCCACCUGGUUUGGCCAGGAGACCAGGCUUCACCUGCAGGGUCUGCCGGUGAAGCCACCCACACAUGUGUACAAACAGCGGCUCGGUCCCGGCGUGGUCAUCAGAGAGCAGCUGCCUCCUGCCAGGCCUGCCACAUCCGGCACCUCUGCGCCCAGGAAGGCAAAGAAGCGCGCAACAGCCAGCAAGGGCUUUGAGAUGUCCGCCACAAUGGCUGCCGCGCACUAG
Messenger RNA from Coccomyxa subellipsoidea C-169, 1215 nucleotides. RefSeq lists its product as hypothetical. Gene Ontology annotation, biological process: plant organ development. The transcript has 5 exons. The record is from RefSeq and is a predicted model, not a curated record. Gene Ontology annotation, cellular component: chloroplast inner membrane. The coding region runs from base 1 to 1215 and encodes 404 amino acids. NCBI's taxonomy places the organism in Eukaryota, Viridiplantae, Chlorophyta, Trebouxiophyceae, Coccomyxaceae.